AUGGAUGGUGGCGGUGUUCUCAAACGGCGAAGCCUUGGUCUCAAGCCUGAACUCAAGAAACCAAUCUUGCGUCGGAAGACUGGUAUUCGGGGAAUCCUCCUUAAUAGACGAAAUAUUCUUAUUAUGUCAAUGCCAAUUGAAUCAAUGUUAUUAGCUGUCAAUUCGAACUUUUUGGUAUUUUCCGUUUCUUUGGAUGAUAUGAUGGGUCAAUCAUUUGCUUCAUUAGUUCCAACAGUGGCAGCUGCGGAAUCCGCUAUUGGAUCAGCCAUUUUCGUUAUUACUUUUCGAGUCCGAGGGACUAUUGCUGUCGAAUCUAUAAAUUGCAUUCAAGGUUAA
This is a messenger RNA of Dioscorea cayenensis subsp. rotundata (Guinea yam), 336 nucleotides long. RefSeq names its product NADH-ubiquinone oxidoreductase chain 4L-like. The coding region runs from base 1 to 336 and encodes 111 amino acids. Lineage: Eukaryota; Viridiplantae; Streptophyta; Magnoliopsida; Dioscoreales; Dioscoreaceae. The transcript has 2 exons. The record is from RefSeq and is a predicted model, not a curated record. Gene Ontology annotation, molecular function: NADH dehydrogenase (ubiquinone) activity. Gene Ontology annotation, biological process: ATP synthesis coupled electron transport. Gene Ontology annotation, cellular component: NADH dehydrogenase complex.